AUGCCACAAGCCUGUUCGCAGGCGGGCGUCGUGACGUGUCAAGUUGUGUCACGUAACACGCACGGGCGGUCUGAAGCCGAAAGUGGAGCGGUUUCGGCUCUAGUCGAGACUCCGACCGAGCGAGCGUGCUCAAUUGCCAUUCAGCUGCGUGUAGGUGUCCUUGGGUAUGGCGUCGUUAGAGCGGGAAUGUGCCUCGUAAGGCGCUCGCAAUGCCUCGCCUAU
Iphiclides podalirius (scarce swallowtail) is the source of this 222-nucleotide messenger RNA. The record is from the annotation of a GenBank genome assembly. NCBI's taxonomy places the organism in Eukaryota, Metazoa, Arthropoda, Insecta, Lepidoptera, Papilionidae.